Molecule: messenger RNA, 1443 nt
Organism: Gossypium raimondii (Peruvian cotton)
Lineage: Eukaryota; Viridiplantae; Streptophyta; Magnoliopsida; Malvales; Malvaceae
Exons: 12
Coding region: 200-1273 (357 amino acids)
Biological process (GO): NADPH regeneration
Cellular component (GO): cytoplasm
Molecular function (GO): oxidoreductase activity; nucleotide binding
Source: RefSeq, a predicted model, not a curated record
GUGAUCCCACUGAAGGCUCGUUUUUGGUAGCUCGUGUUAGAAUUUUCUGCGUCCCUCUCAACUUCCAAACGCAUUCUUUUCCUCUGACCACAUUGCAGUUGCAGUCGACUUCAAACUUCAAACUCCAAACCCCCACAUAACAAAAUCGUAAAAGAUCGAUCUAUCUAAAUUUUUGCUAAAAAAGUAAGAUCCUUCAAAAAUGGCUACCCUUCCACAAAUCGCGGUUCUGGGGGCUGGAAUAUUUGUAAAAACUCAAUACAUCCCGAGACUCGCCGAGAUCUCACAUCUCUUCUGCCUCAAAUAUAUCUGGAGCCGUUCAGAGGAAUCUUCGAGAAGAGCUGUUGAGAUAGCCAAACAGCAUUUUCCUGGAGUAGAAUGUAAAUGGGGAGACCAAGGUCUAAACGACAUCAUGCAGGAUUCUUCUCUUAUUGGUACUGCUGUCGUUUUGGCUGGUCAAGUUCAGGUAGAUAUCUCCCUAAAGUUGCUAAAAGCAGGAAAGCAUGUCAUUCAAGAGAAACCUGCAGCAACUAGUAUACCCGAGAUAGAAACUGCACUGGCUAGUUACAAAUCCGUUAGUACCAACCCUGGUCAACCAAUUUGGGCUGUAGCUGAAAACUAUCGAUUUGAACCUGCUUUUGUAGAGAGCAAGAAACUAGUGGCUGGUGUUGGGGAUAUGAUGAAUGUCCAAGUUAUUAUUGAAGGGUCAAUGAACAGUUCAAACCCUUAUUUUUCUAGCUCUUGGAGGCGAAAUUUUGAGGGAGGUUUUAUCUUGGAUAUGGGAGUGCAUUUUAUUGCUGGCUUGAGGAUGAUAGUUGGUUGUGAGGUGACCUCAGUUUCGGCCAUAACCUCUCAUAUAGAUAGAACUUUACCUCCGCCAGACAUUAUUUCUUCUAAUUUUAAGCUGGAGAAUGGAUGCUCUGGAGUCUUUGUGAUGGUUGUAUCCUCUAGUUCACCUAAGAUAAUUUGGCGAGUUGUUGGGUCAAAAGGAACCGUACAAGUUGAGCGUGGAAAAGUAGAUGGAAAGCAUGGUUACUUGGUUUCACUAUACAGUGCAGAUGGGCAAUGCAAAAGCACUUUCCAUCCAUUCUGUGGAGUGCACGAAGAAUUAAAAAUUUUUAUACAUGACAUUGUGCAAGCAAACCUGAAGGGAAAUGGCUAUGAAGCUGAACCACGCAGCUCUUUCGUGGAAGGUGCCAGAGACGUUGCAGUUUUGGAGGCAAUGCUUGAAUCCGGAUCCAAGGGUGGAACCUUGGUUAAUGUGAAGAAAUUUUAGGAUUGCGUAUGACCAUGACGAGUUUCCUCAGUAAGCAUUGGGUUGAGACAUUUUGGAAAAUAGAGAUGAUAAAAUUGAAGAAGUUAGAGAGGAAACUUGAAAGAAUAAAAUCUUAUGCAAAACCUACAAACACAUUCAUUGAAUAAAGGUAUUUACAAAUGUUUUAUCCA